UUAGUUUCCACUUGGUUUGUCAUUUUCAUCUAAAAAAUAAAAAUAAAAAAAGAAAGAGGAAAAAAAAUCCAAUCUUCAAAUUUCUUUGCUUGUUUUCAAUGAUCCGUCAUGAAUAAAUUCUCGCAGAUUUAGAACGUACCAAGUAAGUGAGGCAGAUCAGAUCUGGAAAGGUUUGGAUUUAUUUCUCAAGCAAAUUUUCCCUUGAAAGCUUCGGAUCUAUUGCUUCUAUCUGGAAGUGCUUGGUAGAGCGCUGAAGAAAGGCAUUUGGUUCUCAUACUUCGAAUUGUCUUCAUCUUGCCUUGUUAUGUACUUAAAAAAGUGUUACUUGGCAGAAAACUAAAGAAAAAGCAGUUGGUUUUCACACUUUGGACUAACUUCACCUUGCUUGAAGUUUGUUCAACUUGAGCUUGUCAAGAAUGGCUUGUGGGUUUUGCGAGUCUGCUCUUUCUAACUGCAUGGGAACACUGCUCGUGGAUUGGGUGGUGAAGCCAGUAGGACAUCAACUUAAUUACAUUCGGCGUUUUCAUGACAAUGCUGAAAAGCUCAAGGAAAAAAAAGAAGAACUAAAAAUGGCACGAGUUCGGCUGCAACAUGAGAUUGAGGACGCUAAAAGGCGACUUCCAGGAAUUGAAGAUGAUGUCACAACUAUGCUAUCAAAGGCGGACAAAAUCCUAUCAGAUAUGGAAACUCUGGAAAAUGAAAUGCAGCAAAACAAGCGAUGUUUCAACUUGUGUCCUAAUUGGAGUUGGCAGUAUCAAUUAAGUAAGAAAGAAACGAAGAACACUCCUGUUUCUUGUGAACUUCUAAAGGAGAUUCGUCAAUUUUGUCAACCUGGACGAGUGGGCUACCGUUCUACUAGUACAAUUACAACCAUAGAAUUCCUUUCAUCUAAGGAUUUUAUGGUUUCUAAAUCUUCAAAUAUUGCUUUAGAUCAUAUCAUUCAGGCUUUAAAGGAUGACCGGGUCAGCAUGAUUGGAUUGUGGGGGAUGGCAGGGGUGGGCAAGACAUCCCUAGUGCGUGAAGUUGGAACUUAUGCCAAAAAAAAAAAUCUGUUUGACAAAGUUGUGAUUACUACUGUGUCUAAAAAGCCAAACUUUAAAGAAAUUCAAGAUGAAAUUGCAAAGGACUUGGAUUUCUAUAUGAAGAAUGAACAAGGAAGAAUAUCAAGACAAGAAUUCUGGUCGAAACUGAAGGAGGUGAAAAGGAUUCUAAUAAUCCUUGAUGAUGUUUGGGCAAAUAUUGACUUAAAGGAGGAGAUCGGAAUUCCAAUUGGUGAGGAUCACAAAGGCUGCAAAAUUCUUUUAACAACACGCCGUCAACAAGUAUGUGAUGUUAUGGAAUGUCAAAGGAGAAUACAACUUGGUUUUUUAGAUGACCAAGAAGCUUGGGGUAAAAAUCUUCAUAGGUGGGAAGCAGCAUAUAGGAGACUCGAAAACCGCAGAUUGGUUGACAUAGAGGACAUUGAUGAAAAAAAUGCUUACCUAGUUCUUGAGAGAGCUGGUGAGAUAUGCAUGGGGACUAGAGUUGUGUAA
Molecule: messenger RNA, 1532 nt
Organism: Durio zibethinus
Lineage: Eukaryota; Viridiplantae; Streptophyta; Magnoliopsida; Malvales; Malvaceae
Source: RefSeq, a predicted model, not a curated record